AUGGAAACCACAACACCAAUCACAUGCAGCGAUUCCUAUGAUCACCAAAACACACAAGAAAGCUGCAUCCGCGGCCAUAUAAUUGCUUGCAGUGGAGGUGCAGAUCACAAGGACAAAGGAGGUGAGCGUGGCCUGAGGAAAAUAGUAAAGAGGUUUUUUCCUAGCAAGGCUUCAUCAAACAGUUCGGAUGUUAAUUCAUCAUCAGUGUCCAUGGCCAGUUUUGAGACAUCUUAUCGAGGGAAGUUGACGCCGUGGCCCUCUGUCGUGAUCCCGGCCGCCCCAGCUGCAGCACGUGGAGGAUCGAACAAGCGUGCACUUCUUUGCGGGGUGACAUACAGUCAUGAGCAUAGAUACAAGCUCAAGGGCACUGCUAAUGAUGUGAGUAACAUGAAAAACUUGUUGACUAACACCUUUGGUUAUCCUGCCGAAUGCAUACGCAUACUUUCAGAAGAUGAUCCGUUUGCCCAAGAUUUGAUACCAACGAAGAAAAACAUAGAAAAUUCUUUGAAAUGGCUUGUGGAGGGCUGCAAAUGGGGAGAUUCCUUGGUAUUCUACUUCUCAGGGCAUGGCUUACGGCAGCCUGAUUUCCAGAACGAUGAGAUUGAUGGGUAUGAUGAGACUAUUUGCCCCGUUGAUUUCCUGAAAGAGGGCAUGAUCCUUGACAAUGAUAUCAACAAAACCAUUGUUUGGCCACUCAAGGCGGGUGUCAGACUCCAUGCUAUUGUUGAUGCUUGUCACAGUGGAACAAUUCUCGAUCUCGAACACGUGUACAACCGAAAACAGAGGACUUGGAUUAAUAAUCUUCCUCCAUCUGGUGCUAGAAAAAGUACAAGUGGUGGGCUGGUGAUUUCAAUCAGUGCUUGCGAAGAUGAUAAAAUGGCAGCAGAUACUACUGAAAACCCUCAAAUAACAUAUGGGGCUUUGCUUGACAAAAUGGCCAAUCACAUUGAAAAUAUUAACAGCGAAAGAUGGAUCAAGUCAAGGAUCAUAAGGAAAGUACUUCGACACAAAACCAUACAGGAACCUAUGCUGUCAUCUUCUACAAAGUUUGAGGUUUACGACACGCAAUUUAUCUUGUAA
Messenger RNA from Prunus armeniaca (apricot), 1080 nucleotides. NCBI's taxonomy places the organism in Eukaryota, Viridiplantae, Streptophyta, Magnoliopsida, Rosales, Rosaceae. The record is from the annotation of a GenBank genome assembly.